GCUCUGUUUCGGUUAGUCGUAAAAAUCGGAGCUCGGCGUCACUCCUUUACAAUACGCGUUCAGUCUUCGGCACCAGUCGUUGCUAAACCAUCGUCUUGUGAACAUCUACGCGCAGUGUCACGAAACCAACAAGUUUAUCAUAUAAACGAAAAUGGCUUCUCUCACGAGACUCUCUAUCAUCAAGUUCUUAGAACUGCUAAUAGUAUGCGUCCUCAUAGGACUGCAUUACCAUUCCUUCAAAGCCGGAGUUGUGCACACUGCAAUGAUCACGAUGGGUACCUUUGGCGGUUAUCUAAUUAUUCUCGUGGGAUUAUUCGCUGGUAGCCUAAUGGGAACGCCAGUUAAUCGUCGCGUGGAUCUCUUUUUCGCUCUGAUUGGCUGCGCCCUGUUCAUCGUUGCUGGCGCUUUGAACAUCGAACUCUUCCAGAACAUGUACAGGAGCUCGUUCCGCGACACAGGACUCGCUAAAGGAUCCAUCAGCAUAAUCGAGGGGGCAAUAUUCCUCGUGGACGCGUUUCUCACGUUCCGAGGGGAGGCCUAAAAAUAAAAAAACAUUAUUUUUAAGUAAUAUACCACGAACCGCACAAACGUCAUUCGUUCUCAAUCAGUGCAAUCACAUUCCGCGAUAACAAGCUGGCGGACGUUUAAUUAAAAAAAAAAGUAAAUAUAAAUAUAUACUGCCAAAGAGGA
Messenger RNA from Hylaeus volcanicus, 690 nucleotides. RefSeq lists its product as uncharacterized. The coding region runs from base 152 to 541 and encodes 129 amino acids. NCBI's taxonomy places the organism in Eukaryota, Metazoa, Arthropoda, Insecta, Hymenoptera, Colletidae. The record is from RefSeq and is a predicted model, not a curated record. The transcript has 4 exons. Gene Ontology annotation, biological process: septate junction assembly.